This is a messenger RNA of Camelina sativa (false flax), 2433 nucleotides long. Lineage: Eukaryota; Viridiplantae; Streptophyta; Magnoliopsida; Brassicales; Brassicaceae. The record is from RefSeq and is a predicted model, not a curated record.
GUCGAGAGAAGAAGACCGUGAGGUCGAUUUUUUUUUCCUUUUCAACCUUCAAUUCACAGAAUAAACAUAUCUAUGGCUAAGACAAGGAGUAACGUUGUUGAAGGGAAUCCUCCUGGUCGGAAUUUUCGUCGAUCGAAUUUGCGUCCGUCUAAGAAGAGAGUUGGUGAAUCGAAACGAUCUUCUCAGAAGCGUUCGACGAAACGUAAGCUAAUGGUGGAUUCAGAGACAGUUGAUAUGGAUCCUCCUAGUGACAGAGAUGAGAUGGAUCCUCCUAGUGACAAUGAUGAUGAUGGUUAUGGUGGCAUUGCGGAAGAAACAUGUAGAGAUUUAAGUGUGUUUUUCGGAGAGGAUGGUAGGAACGAUGAUUGUGAAGUUGACGAAGACAUUGGGGAUGUAUACGCCUGGGAUGAGGAGAAAAUCCCGGAUCCUUUGUCAUCAGACGAGGAGAAUGAAGAGGAAAUGAGACCUUCAGAAGUUUACAGAGAAGAUGUUGAUCCAGAGGAGCUGCUUCAAUUGGGAAAGACAUUCUUUGAUGCUGCUGAUUUCAAACAUGCUUGCCUUAGAUACACAUUGAAAACCAGGUACAACAUCAAGUUUUAUCGUUGCAGUAGUUUAAAGAUGGCUGCAAAGUGUGCUGCGACAAUGAGAGAAGAUGAGGAUCCAUGUCCUUGGAAGAUCUACUGUUCUUAUGAGAAGAGUAAACAGAAAUUACAGAUCAAUACAUAUGUGAAUGUCCAUCGGUGUGAGAUAUCAGGUGAGUCCAAGAUGUUGAAUCGUUCAGCUAUUGCAGACCUGUUCUCAGAGAGGUUGAGGCUGAAUCCAAAACUCAAACCAUUGGAGAUUCAAGCAGAGAUCCUGAGGGAGUAUCACUUGGAAGCAAAGGAAAAUUCAUGUAUCAAAGCGAAGAAAAAGGUGAUGAAAGAAAGAAGAAAAACCCAUGAAGCUAACUUUGAUCGAAUAUGGGAUUAUCAAGCAGAAGUUUUGAAGAAAAACCCAGGUUCCACUUUUGAAAUUGAGACAAUCCCAGGAACUACAGUUGGAAGCAAGCAGAGGUUCUAUAGGCUUUAUAUAUGCUUCCAUGCACAGAAAGAAUCUUGGAAAAAGACUUAUAGACUUAUAUGCUUCCAUAUUGUUUCUAAUAUGUUUGUUUCUUUACUUGUAGGGUUUGGUGAAAGCAAUAACCACAGUUCUUCCAGAAGCAGAGCAUAGGCAGUGUUGUAGACACAUAUAUGAGAACUGGAGGAAAGGUGGGAAGGAUCUAAGGUUACAGAAACUAUUUUGGUACAUUGCAAAGAGCUACACUCCGGGUCAGUAUAAUUACUACAUGGGCGCACUGAAGGAAUACGACCCAGGUUCAUUUGACUCUCUUGUUCUCACCAAACCAGAGACAUUGUCUAGAGCAUUCCUCAGAUUAGGUUCUUAUUGCAAUGAUAAUCUCAAUAAUCUGAGUGAGUCCUUCAAUAAGACCAUCAGAGAAGCUAGGAAGAAACCUUUGCUAGACAUGUUAGAAGAUAUUAGGCAACAAUGCAUGACCAGAAAUUAUAGUAGGUCUAAGUUAGCAAAUGAUUUGAAGACAAGGUUUACCAAGAAGACACACAAGGAGUUAUAUAGAGUUGAGAAGAAGUCAAAACCAUGCCGCUUGCGUUGGGCAAUAGGGCCAGAGACAGAUGUUGAGUACAAAGAUAAUACAUAUGUUGUGAAUAUGGAAGAACAAACAUGUGCUUGUCGAAGAUGGCAAAUGAAUGGAAUUCCUUGUAUUCAUGCUGCUAAGGUCAUCCUUGGACUGAGGAAGAAGCUGUCUGAAUAUGUUGCUGAUUGUUACACAACAAUCAGGUGGCGUGAGACUUACAUUGUUGGCAUCAAACCUAUGAAUGGGAUAAUGGAGUGGCCUCAAACCAAUAGAUUAGGUGUGAUUCCACCACCUAAUCGAACUGGUAAUCCUGGUAGGCCUAGAAACUAUGAUAGGAUGAAGUCUAAGCAUGAAACAGGUUCUAAGACCAAGUUAAGCCGUGCAAACAGAAUCAUCACAUGCUCAAACUGCAAAGAGGAAGGGCAUAACAAGAAAACCUGUUCAAAUCAAACUGUUGAAAUUCCACCUAAAACACCAAAAGGAAGACCAAAGAAGAAUCAGGGACUUAUAUUUGAUGUGUCACAAUUCUCCUUUCCAGAAGAUCAGUCCUCCCAAGCUCAGUACUCACAAGCUCAAUCCGCACAUUCCUCAAGAUGGGACCAAAGUUCACAAUACCAAGCCUUACAAGCAAGUGAAUGGGGUAGUUGGUUGUCCUAGUUGUUUUAUGUUUUGUUAUUUAGUCCAUUUCAAGUUGCAGGUAUUUGUUACUUAAUUUCUAGAUUUUGGAACUAAGUUGCAGGUUUGGUUUGAACAAUUCUAAGUUUUGGUUUUGUAAGUGAAUAUAAAUUGCAGUUUAUUUUAUU